Microbotryum saponariae is the source of this 1020-nucleotide messenger RNA. The record is from the annotation of a GenBank genome assembly. Lineage: Eukaryota; Fungi; Basidiomycota; Microbotryomycetes; Microbotryales; Microbotryaceae.
AUGGCCUCCACAUCAACCCCAACACCGACACCAAGCACAAGCACCUCGAAUUCGAUACCGUCAGCCAGCACAGAGGACCUCGUGUUCGAUGAAGCCGAGAUUGAGCGGAUCCUCAACUCGGAAGCGACGCUCGUCUCCCGAGAAGCCGAGGUCAGUGCAGCGCUGCGGGUGACGACAAAGCGUGUGGGCUGAUUCAGUCUCUUCCCCUUGCUGCCCAGGUCGCUCGGGUACUCAAGGCGUUCCGUAUGAACCCUUACGACGUACUGCAACUCGACUUUAUGCCGUCCGCGAACCUCACCGAGUCCGACAUUCGCAAGUCGCCCUCCUCACUUCGGUUUGGGGUGCAUACUGAUCGAGUCGAUGGCAUGCUUUGUGCAGAAAAGACCUAUCGCAAGAAAUCGCUGUUGAUCCAUCCGGAUAAGCUCAAGCAUGAACAGGCGAUCGAGGCGUUCGAUCUGCUCAAGAAGGUGCGCGCCGCGGAUCCAAUCCAACCUCUUUGAUAAGCCCACUCACUCACCUAAACCUCCUCUACAAACAGGCCCAAACCGAACUCGUCGACCCCAAACGCCGCGAAGCGCUCGACAACAUCAUCCUCGACGCUCGGAUGCUCGUGCUCCGAGCCGAGGGCAUGGCCCCCAUCACCCCCGACACUUCCCCCCGCGUCACCUCCCUCACCAACCCCGAUUUCCGAGAACGCAUCCGGCUCAAGACGAAGGAACUCUUGAUCGACCAAGAGCUGAGAAGGAGGAGGGUCAACAAGAUGACGAUGAUUGCGGAAGGCGCCCAGGCGAAGAAGGACGAGGAGGCGUUGGAGAAGAGAAAGAGAAAGAUGGAAGAUGACAAGCGGUGGGAAGGUACGUGCGACAAAGAAGGUGCAUCAGGAUCGAGAUGAUCGAGUGCUUACGUAGAGUUCUUUGAUCGUCCCAUCCAGAGACCAGAGAAGACCGCGUCACCGAUUGGCGCUCGUUCCAAAAAGGGGGCAAGAAGAAGAAGACGAAAACAAAUGUGCUCGGAUCAUAG